Molecule: messenger RNA, 339 nt
Organism: Triticum turgidum subsp. durum (durum wheat)
Lineage: Eukaryota; Viridiplantae; Streptophyta; Magnoliopsida; Poales; Poaceae
Source: the annotation of a GenBank genome assembly
AUGGGUCCUGGUGCACUGGUGGCUUUCGGGCGCCGGAGGCGUGAAGACGACGGCAGCGACACGCACAGAACUCCAGCGAGGCGAUGCAGAUGCGGGGGAGACGGUAGCGGGCGGCCGGUGGCGGGCUUGAGCUCCUUGCAGCUUCCAUGGCGUUCUCCUACGAGAACAGAGAGGACGGGAGAUGCUAGAGUGAUAAAGAGAAGAGGAACCAAGGGAGGAAGGGGACAAGAGGAGAAGGGAGGCGAGGCCGGCCUGGGAGUGCUGGUCGCCGACGGCGACAUGGUCAUGGAUGAGGGGGAGGUUGCGGCCUCGGACGCCCGCGGGUGCAGGGACACGUGA